CGGUGUUAACAGUUUCGGCCCACCGUCACGGGCAGCUGGCCAUGCGCGCAGGCGCAACCAAAGCAAGCAUCGAAUGACGCUGGGGGAUACGGAGCAGGAGUACGAAAUACAGUCGGUGGUUCCCGGUUUCGAGCAGUUUGGGUGCACGAGUGAGCCGAGCAUGCGUCGAUUGAAUCGGAGCGUCUUCAAACUCUGUAACUGUUUCCCUCCCCGAGUUCCAAGGGCCCGAUGUCGCUUCCUCGUCAAGUUUCAGCAACAAAAAAAGUUGUGAAGAGGUCCCCACCCCAAUCCCAACGGACCCGACUUCGCAGGGGUUCAAUCAUUCCAAAUGUCCCAAAUGCUCAAAUGUCGACGGGCUGGCUCGAACGCGACAGCGGCACAGCCAUCCAAUCCACCUUUUGUUGAGGGAGCUUGGGCUGCCCAGAGAUCUCUGCUGUUUGUCAACAAAAAUAAAAAUGUCGGGGCUGCAUUGCCCGAUUCCGUUCCUGGUCCAUCGCUCCACGGCGUUAAGCUGGAUUGUAUCCUUCAUUCACCUGAGCUCCGUUCGGGGUUUGUGUGGGAUUGCGAUCUCGUCCCCAUUUUUUUUGUCCUUCUUUGA
Molecule: messenger RNA, 598 nt
Organism: Podospora bellae-mahoneyi
Lineage: Eukaryota; Fungi; Ascomycota; Sordariomycetes; Sordariales; Podosporaceae
Exons: 2
Coding region: 329-598 (89 amino acids)
Source: RefSeq, a predicted model, not a curated record